Molecule: messenger RNA, 1260 nt
Organism: Drosophila serrata
Lineage: Eukaryota; Metazoa; Arthropoda; Insecta; Diptera; Drosophilidae
Gene: Or56a
Product: Odorant receptor 56a
Biological process (GO): detection of chemical stimulus involved in sensory perception of smell; sensory perception of smell
Cellular component (GO): plasma membrane
Molecular function (GO): odorant binding; olfactory receptor activity
Source: RefSeq, a predicted model, not a curated record
AUGUUCAGAGUUAAGGAACUGCUUCUUUCGCGGAAGACCUUCAAGACACCCAUCUUUCAAACCCAUUUAAACUGCUUUCACUGGUAUGGCUAUGUGGCCUCCGAGGAUCAGAAGAAGGCCUGGUUCAGUCUCCUUCGCUGCACCGUGUUCACGGCCUCCAUUUGGCUAAGUUGUGCCCUAAUGCUAGCCCGGGUUUUCCGGGGCUACGAGAAGCUCAUCGAUGGCGCCACAAGUUGUGCCACAGCGGUCCAGUAUUUGACAGUGUCCAUUGCCACCUUGAAUGCCUAUGUGCAGAGGGAUAGAGUUAUUGCACUUCUUCGCGUGGCCCACUCGGAUCUGGAGAACUUUAUGAAGGAAGCUGAUGAUCAAGAGUUGGAAAUUCUGGACAUUACUCAGGUGUACACCCGCUCUAUUACCCUGCUCCUUUGGGUGCCAUCGGUGGUGGCUGGUUUGAUGGCCUAUUUGGAUUGUGUCUAUAGAACUCUGUUUCUGCCCAAGUCCGUGUUCAAUAUGCCAGCCGUUCGAAGGGGUGAGGAGCAGCCCAUUCUGCUAUUUCAGCUCUUUCCAUUUGGUGAACUUUGUGAUAACUUUGUGGUUGGUUAUCUGGGACCCUGCUAUGCCCUGGCCUUGGGUAUUACCACCGUCCCAUUGUGGCAUACCUUUAUAACCUGCUUCAUGAAGUAUGUGAAUCUCAAGCUACAGAUACUCAAUAAGCGAGUAAGGGAAAUGGAUAUCACUCGACUAAAUCCCAUCUUGGUUAUAGAUCAAAUGACACCCAGGGAGCUAACCUACUGGAGAAUGCAACUCUGCAAGGAGUUUGUGGAGGAGCAGCUUAGGAUUCGCAAGUUUGUCCAGGAAUUGCAGUCGUUGAUUUGUGUGCCUGUGAUGGCUGAUUUUAUUAUCUUUUCGGUGCUCAUGUGCUUUCUUUUCUUUGCUUUAACAGUCGGGGUGCCCAGCAAGAUGGACUACUUUUUCAUGUUUAUUUACCUAUUUGUGAUGGCUGGCAUAUUGUGGAUGUACCACUGGCAUGCCACUUUAAUUGUUGAAUGUCACGAUGAAUUGUCCUUGGCGUACUACUCCUGCGAAUGGUACACCUUCGAGUUACCUGUUCAACGGAUGCUGCUCUUUGUGAUGAUGCAUGCCCAGCGGCCGAUGAGGAUGCGCGCCCUGCUGGUCGAUUUGAAUCUCAGGACCUUCAUAGAUAUUGUGCGUGGAGCCUACAGCUACUUCAAUCUGCUGCGUAGCUCCCACUCGUAUUAG